GGGGUGUUUAUAUUCGGGGAGAGAUGGGCGCAGCUCUUUUAUUUGCGUGCAACUUCCGAACGAAAUUCCAUUUGAUGGUCUGACGAGAGGAGAGGAGAUAACACAGAACUCACACAGAGGAGAAGAGAGAGAAACUGAAAGAACCCUUUUUUGCAUUCGUAUCUAUCUCUGAGAUCUUGUCCUUCUACAUUGGCUACUUUGUAGUGGACAAGGGUUUGGUCGGAUCGUCUGUGGAAACGGCGCUAAUUUUGUGGUGUGGACUGUUAGGGUUACGAUCAGGAGAGGUUGCGGAAUAAAGACGGUUUAUUUGGAUUGUUCAGGUGUUACCAGAAGUGGAAAUAGAGAUCGGAAAAGGGUUUGUAAGUUUGGAUCUUUUCUUGAUUUGGUUUGUGGAUUAUGUAGUUCUGGUGUUGAGUUCCUGAACCUGGGACCUUUUCACACACUGAAUCUGCAUUGGGAGAUGGUGAAAUUUUGCAUUUUUAGAUAUGGAAGAGGAUUGCACUUUAGAACUUGUGAUAUUGAAUUGACAAAUUCUAUGUUUCGAGGUUUUGCUUGGUUACUAGUUGAUCUUUCUGCAUCGGGAGAUGCUUUUGAUAUCUGUUUCUGCUGAGAAGGAGCAGGUGAUGGUUCUUUAUCGUCCCAUCAGGGGAGACAGAAGAAGAUCAGAUUGCAGUCGAUUGUCUUCGUUCCUCAAGAAACCCUUCGGCCUAACAUAGCUGCUCAAUAACAAUCUGUAGCUUUAAGAGCUAAUUUUUCUGUGUUUCCUGUCUGGCAACGGUCAAGCCAGCUAGUGCAGUACUUUUGAUACAGUAGAUUUGAUCUUUAUCUGGGCAUCAUUCAAGAUAGUGCAGUGUUUAGUGUGGAUUUGGGUCAUCAAAUUCAGUGGAGUGUGCUUCUUCUCGGUAAUAGUUAUUUGAAUUAUUCGGAUUUUUAACAAUUUUUGUUGUUGGGGCCCUAAGAAGAUCAUGGAACACAAUUGAAUUUGGCAAUGAUUGUGGGGACAUGGUGCAUGGACGAGAGAACAGUUGCUGGUCCGUUCCCUUCUUGGAAGAGUUCUAUUGUAUACUAGGUGAAGCAUUUGUGUUGUUGAAAGGAGCCCAAGUUUCUGAUUCCAAGAUUCCGUGCAAUGUCUCGCUGCUUUCCAUUUCCGCCACCAGGAUAUGAAAAGAAGACCAGGACUGAUGAAGCAGAUAUUCUAGCAAAGGGGAAGCAGAAAGAGAAAAAACAUAAGAAGGAGAAGAAGGACAAGGAUAAGAAAGAGAAGAAGGACAAGGAGAGAAGCAGUGAUAAGCACAAAGAAAAUAAAGACCGAAAGGAAAAGCAUAAAGACAAGAAGGACAAGGAUAAGGAUAAAGAUAAAAACAAAACCUUAGAUGAGAAACGGAAUGAAGGGCGACAUGAGGGGUACAAUGGAGAGAAGGUUAACCAGAACAAACAGCAGGCCGAGGAGAUCAAGGGCUCUAAAUUUGUGCAGGAGUUGGGCAGGAGGAUCAGAGAUGCAGAAAAAGGGACAGGGGUCCAAAUGCUUGAGAACUUCACUAGUACAGAUCAAAGAAAAGCUGAGGGUAUGGCCAGGUUGGUGGAGAAAGUUUUUGACAAUAGGUCUGAAGUUAACGAAAAGAAUAAGGUCGGUGCAGAUCAAAAAAGAGCUGAGGUGGGGAUGGCCAGAGUGGUGGAGAAGGAUUUUAGCAAUAGGGUUGAAGGGAAAGAAAAGAAUAACGAUGGUAUUUUUCAACAAAGAACUGAGGGAAUCGCUAGAUCAGUGGAGAAUGCCGUCAAUUGGGCUGAAGGGAAAGAAAAGAAUAAGGAGAAGAAAAAUGAUGAUAGAAAGGCUGAUGUACAAAGAAAUAGAGAUGAGGAAAGAAGUUCAGGAAAUGCAAAAUUUCAGAACUUCACCAGAAUGGAUCAACAAAGGGUUGAAGGAAUGGGCAAACCAAUGGAGAAGGAUGCUGAGAAGAGACUGGAAGGGAAAGAAAAGAAAAAAGGCAAGGAAGGUAGUGAUAAACAGGGGGAUAAGCACAAGGGGAGAGAUCGAGAGAAGAAAAGCAAAGGAAAAGAUAAAGACAGGAGUAAAGAGAAGAAGGAGAGGGAGAAGGAGAAAGCGAAGGAAAAAAGUGAUAAAAAGAAUAGGGAGCAGGAUAAAUUAAAAGAUAGCAGCAAGGACCCUACAAGUACCAUCAACAUUAAACCAUCAGCAUUAAACUUUUCCAAGGAGAGUGACAAGAGCCUUGAUGCCGAUGGGAAUCUCAGGAAAAGAAAAGACAGAGAGAUGAAUGGGUUUUUACAUGGGAGUGAUAUUCAGCCAAAUAAAUUGCCAAGACCUGCCUUUUCCUCUCACCGGUUAACAGAGAAUGGAAAAAAAGUUUAUCCAUGCCAACCUGAUAUCCAAUUUACUUCCGAUAGGCAGGGGCUACCCAAUAACUUUAAGGCAGAGAAUAAGGAGCACAAAAUCAAUGGUAUAAUAGAAGUUCCGCCAGCUUCUGUUUGCUCAACAAAGGAGAUCCCUGCAACACAAGCAAAUGAGAAUGGUGAAGCUUCUACAAAACCGCUGCAUCCUGAUUUGAAGUAUCUAAGCCAGAUACUUUCGGUACCCAAGAUGGAGGAAUGGUCGGUGUUUGACGAUCAGGAAUGGCUGUUCAGCAGUGACUGUCUUCAAUCGAAGAAGCCCAAGGUGGGAUCUUCUGUGGUUGAUGAGACCCCGCAGGUGUGGGCGGAAGCUCUGCAAAUAGAGUCAGCUGAUGUUUGUGCUCUGCCAUAUGUCAUUCCGUACUGAUUGGACUUGGAUCUCAUACCUUCCAAUUACCCCCACAACAGCAGUCCCCAAAAGUACCCUUCAGGAAGGAAUAGCAGCGCUGGGGUCUCAGAGAUGGGUUGUUGGUUUCUUGUACCGCUUUCUCCUGUUAUUAUACUUCCUGUUCUUUCAGGUAUGCAUUUCACCGACAUCUGUUGCAGUAAGUAUUGAUUGCCUGUGACUACAUUGUCCUGGAAUUGUUUUAUAUGGAAAAUCAAAUCUGUCACACCUUUCUUUGCUUGCUCCGUUAGGUUGGUGAAUCUUUGCAGGCUUGGUAUGGGGAGGGGUUUUUAUCCCACUCAUCUGUAAGUACUAAUCCAUGAGAACCUUAGGUACCACCAGAAGAUAAUGUCACAUACUGCGAGAUCCUAAACGUCCCCAAGUUGAUUGAAGGGAAAAAAAAAAAAAGGGUUGAAAAGAUGCUAAAUUUGUGCAAUCUUAUUUUUGUUUCUUCAAGCUAAAAAGCUCUUCUAAUUGACAGAGAGUGAAGAGAAGCUUGGAGUGGUUUUUGCUGGCACCACCACACAAUUUUGAUUUGUACCAUAUAUAAAUCUUAUUUACAAGAAAUGUACAGUAGAGAGAAAAAGAAAAGAGGCAGUUCCAUU
Telopea speciosissima is the source of this 3396-nucleotide messenger RNA. Its product is annotated as glutamic acid-rich protein-like. The record is from RefSeq and is a predicted model, not a curated record. NCBI's taxonomy places the organism in Eukaryota, Viridiplantae, Streptophyta, Magnoliopsida, Proteales, Proteaceae. Bases 1127 to 2773 code for a protein of 548 amino acids. The transcript is spliced from 5 exons.